This is a messenger RNA of Sinocyclocheilus rhinocerous, 1301 nucleotides long. Its product is annotated as protein FAM19A5-like. The record is from RefSeq and is a predicted model, not a curated record. The coding region runs from base 459 to 857 and encodes 132 amino acids. Gene Ontology annotation, biological process: G protein-coupled receptor signaling pathway. The transcript has 4 exons. NCBI's taxonomy places the organism in Eukaryota, Metazoa, Chordata, Actinopteri, Cypriniformes, Cyprinidae. Gene Ontology annotation, molecular function: receptor ligand activity; G protein-coupled receptor binding.
UUUGCCAAAUCCAGACGCUUUGCGAUGGGAUCUUUUCUCUGUGAGUCUGAGAGAAAUCAAGCACGUCCUCACAGACCAACUGAGCAAUUCUUUAGCUAGUUCUCACGGCGAUGCGACGUAAAUAAUUUAAUCUUUACCGAGUAUAUUUUCCUUUUUCUAUACGGAGCUUUGACGUGGGGGACACUGUGCCGUCGACAGUUUAAUAUUUAUGACAAAAUCUGAAUUCACGCGCCUGUUUUUGGAUUAUCCGUUUGCCAGGAUACACUGAAUCGACCACGGUCAACUAGAGACUUUAUUUUCGAUUUACUGGACUUAAAGACUACUGAGGGGAUUUGGAAAUGAGCGGUCUGUUUUCAAAAUGUCUUUUUUAAGAAUCACUCGUGGAGAGAGACGUUUCCUCAGAGGACGGGAGGGUUUGUAACGCUGAAUUUAUCGCCGAUUUCACGACACGCGUUUCCAUGGCUCCGGCGGUCAGAUCGAUUAAGCGUAAGGAUGCGAUUAACUGGCCGAGGAUGUCGACAACUUUCUGGGCUGUGCUGCUGUUGACGGCGCUUCUCAUCGUGUACUGCGGUCAACUGGCAGCAGGCACCUGUGAGAUUGUCACUCUAGACAGAGACAGCAGUCAGCCACGCAGGACGAUUGCCAGACAGACGGCCCGCUGCGCAUGUAAGAAAGGACAGAUUGCUGGGACAACGAGAGCCAGGCCGGCCUGCGUGGAUGCUCGUAUUGUGAAGACCAGGCAGUGGUGUGACAUGGUGCCCUGUCUAGAGGAUGAAGGCUGUGACCUGUUAGUAAACAAAUCAGGCUGGACUUGUACACAGCCCAGUGGCAGAGUGAAAACUACAACGGUGUCCUAACAGUGGGAGGGGUUCCUGGAGCGCUACAAGACGAGGCCUCUUGCAGCUUCGCCCACCUGCUGUAGAUACUUGCUAUGUCUCAUCGGCUUAACACCUGCCUCUGCCUACCUGUCUGUGUCUCGGCUUUGUAAAUGGGCAGCACCCCCUUGUGCCACGGAGAACAUACUGUACGUUCACAAAGCGCCUCACGGAUGGUGGUACAGUAGGAGCCUUGAGGACUUUAAGGGCGCAGCACAGGACAAUGAGGCACCUACCCUGUCUGAGACUGAACCAGACACAGGCUUUAUGGGGCUCCACCAGUGGUUCUGACCUGAUCCGAGACUGUGAACCUAACUGCUCUGUGAAACGGCUUUCUCCUGGAAGAUGUUUUUGGCGCUCAUCUUUUACAGACCAAAGAGGAAAAAUAAUACGCAAAUGAAAAAAAAAAAUGCAUUGAUUAUAUGA